This is a messenger RNA of Knipowitschia caucasica, 1260 nucleotides long. Lineage: Eukaryota; Metazoa; Chordata; Actinopteri; Gobiiformes; Gobiidae. The record is from the annotation of a GenBank genome assembly.
AUGGGAUGCACUAUCUACGCAGCCAGCCAUAAGGGCCAGGGCCUGCCCGCCGAGGAGGCCCCCGACUCCUGCUACCUGCCCCACUACGGACACCUCCAUGGGAACUGCAGCCAGAGGAUAGCAGCCCACAGAGCCAGGGCGAGGAGUAUGACAGAGGAGCAGAGCACUGAAGACCCCGGCCUGGUGCCCACUCAGGAGCUCCAGGAGCCCACCAAAGAGGAGGACUCACAUCACGGCCAUUUCAGGUUUCACCUGAUUGAAGACCUGUCAUAUGAGGAUGUGAAGAAAUGUUACCGGGGAUCGUGUGUGUCUUGCAGCAGCCUCCUCCAGGCCUUGGACGUGCGUGAGUGUGUGUGCAUGUACGGGGCCAACGUGCUGAGCCUGGUGCACAGCUCUCUGGUGUCUGCAGCCACGGGGGCCGGAGCCAGCGGGGGGGCCAAGGAGCUGCUCAUGACUCUGCCCUGUCCCUCUGCGCAGACUGUCAGCAAGUACAACUCCCAGUACCACAAACUGUUCCCCUGCGUGCCCCAGGACGAGAUCCUCAUGAAAGUGUACUCGUGUGCUCUGCUCAGAGACAUCCUCCUACAGGGACGCCUCUACAUCUCCAGACACUGGCUGUGCUUCUAUGCCAACCUCUUCGGCAAAGACAUCAAGGUGGCCAUCCCUGUGGUGUCUGUGAGGCUGGUGAAGAAGCACAAGACCGCAGGCCUGGUGCCCAAUGGACUGGCCAUCACCACGGACAGCGGGCAGAAGUGCGUGUUUGUGUCGCUGCUCUCCAGAGACAGUGUGUACGACGUUCUGAGGAGGAUCUGCACCCACCUGCAGGUGAAUGGGAAGAGUCUGAGCCUGAAGCAGCUGAUGGAGGAGCCCACCCUGUCUCUGGAUGAGUUCCCGGCUGCAGAUGAGUUCUCUGCGGUGCAACAGUUCCCGGUGCUGAAGUGGAGGAGGAAGCCUUCCGCUGUGUCCGUGUCCUCGUCCCUCCCUGACCUGCUGGGGACCUCAGCAGGCGGCCUGUCCUCUCCAGAUGUACCCUUCAAACCAGAACCUCCGCUGGAAGAGCGCCCCCUGCAGGCAGACAGAGGCCUCUUAUCGGAGCCUGGACUGGAGUUGGGGCAGAUGGAGUACCAGCUGCUCAAGGUCUUUACCCUGCUGAUCGUCCUCCUCAUCCUGUCGUCCUGUUACCUGGCCUUCAGAGUGUGCAGUCUGGAGCAGCAGCUGUCCUUCCUGACACAGCCCACUCUGCCUCUACAGGACAGGUAA